Hypoxylon trugodes is the source of this 1486-nucleotide messenger RNA. RefSeq lists its product as uncharacterized. The transcript has 4 exons. Bases 373 to 1191 code for a protein of 272 amino acids. Lineage: Eukaryota; Fungi; Ascomycota; Sordariomycetes; Xylariales; Hypoxylaceae. The record is from RefSeq and is a predicted model, not a curated record.
CAAGAAAAAUAUCUCCCCAAAACAGGCCGAGCUACCCAAUGUAGCUGUAAAGUCCUGCUCCUAGGGCCAACAGGCUAAUCUCCGAACACCGCUAGCCUUACAUCAUUCGUUCGAAAAACCUAGUCGGCGUAGGUGUAAACCCCUUGCCCUGGCGUUAGCUGAAGGGUUGCAUAUACUCUCCCCGGGUACUUACGUUAGUUGCUGCAUACUGACGUGCAUACAAGCUGGGAGGCUAUAAGACAGUGGUCGCCGUUGUCGUGAUUCAAAUCCUUUUCCUCGCUAUCACAUCGACCUCCUCGCACAACGGCUACUAUUGGACAGCCAUUCGUUUUAAUACAACCGCACAUUCGUUUCUAGAAAACAGUCGCCAAGAUGGUUGCUAUUCGUUGGACUCUGGGCGCAAUUGUUGCUGCCACUGCUGUCUCGGCCUCUACGGACGAACUUCAGUUCAUUUCCCGUCUUCUCAAGCGUCAGGAGCCCGGCUCACCUGCCUACAAUUGCCACGACAACUGCGGCCAGGCUAUCAUCGAGGGUCGGAACAGCGCCGACGCGUGCCAUGACGACAUCUUCUUGACAGACUACAAGGUGUGCCUGCAAUGUGCUGGACCCGACAACCAGGACAUCUGGCAGUACUAUGGCACCACUUUGACUAAGGAUGCCAGUCCUUGCGGUCUUUCUACCACGCCUCUCUCUGGAAAGCAACCGGAUGCUGGCGCUGCGAUUCCGGCUAAGACGUCGUCGGGUUCAUCGAGCUCGUCGCAGGCAACUCCUACUGCCAGUUCGUCCAAGACUGAAGCAUCCCCGACUGAGACUGCCCCAACUGAGUCUGUAACCAGUACCGAAGCCCCGGGGGCUACCGAGUCGCAGUCAGGAGGAGCAGGUGGCGCCUCUACCACAGCGGAAGUAACCUCGUCUGCUAGUGGUGAGACAUCUGCACCAGGCGCCACCGAGUCUCACACCGGUUACGGUAGCGCGCCAGCCACUGAGUCCACUUCGGCUACGGGCGCUUCAAAGACAAUUUCUACCCACGCUCCCCAAGGAACUGGCAAUGGGAGCGGAAGCGGGAAUGGAACAGCUACUACUUCUUCUGGAUACGUGGUGGUUACUAAUGCAGCUAAUGCCGUCCCUGGCAGCCACGUGGGAUUUUACGGUGCUCUCGCACUUGGCGCCCUCUACGCCGCGGCGCAGUAGACGUGGAUCCUAACUUAAUUCAGAUAUACCAACAGGAUAGGUUGCUGUGCCUUACGUAUUGUAUUGAUAUAAGAUAUAAUUAGAUAAUCAUGAAAACCAAUAAAGUCGACGCGUUUCUGUUAUACGAUCGUAUGUCCGUUCUGUUUAGCAUUUGAUGCAAGUGAAAGGGAUGGAGACUGGAAACUUAUGCCAACGGGAAGUGCUGACUGGCCCUAAAAUCCGGCUCUUCUCAUCACUUACUAGGGUUUGGGGUGGUUAGUCUUAUGCACGUUACUUUCCCCCCCAGCGACUUCUC